Molecule: messenger RNA, 840 nt
Organism: Chaetomium strumarium
Lineage: Eukaryota; Fungi; Ascomycota; Sordariomycetes; Sordariales; Chaetomiaceae
Exons: 2
Coding region: 1-840 (279 amino acids)
Source: RefSeq, a predicted model, not a curated record
AUGCCUCUCCGCGAACUCCAAUACCCGACCGAACCUUACAACAAGGUCAACCGGCUCAAAGACCGGGCGGACUACAGCCUAGAGACGAUCCAUCAGAUCGUCAACUCGUGCCCCAUGCUGCACGUCUCCUUCCAGCCGCCCGACAGCCCCUUCCCCGCCGUGCUGCCCAUGAUCGGCCAGAUGGGCUCGUUCUCGCGGCCCAGCGCGGACGUGGGCGAUGUGUUGGACCUGUACCUCCACGGCUACGUCUCGUCGCGCAUGAUGAACAUGGCCCGCAACAACCCUGAUGCAUCCCAGCAGCAGCAGCAACAACAAGCACAAGCACAAGAAGGACGCGGCCUCCCCAUCACCAUCUGCGCCUCGCACCUGGACGGCCUCGUCCUGGCCCUGACGCCCAACAGCCACAGCUACAACUACCGCAGCGCGGUGCUCUUCGGGCACGCGAUGCCCGUGACCGACGCGGCCGAGAAGCUGUACGCCAUGGAGCUGAUCACCAACGGCGUGGCGCCGCAGCGGUGGCAGAACACGCGCGUGCCGCCCAACGCGGCCGAGAUGCAGAGCACCAGCGUGCUGCGCGUCCGGAUCGCCAGCGGCAGCGCCAAGAUCCGGAGCGGCGGGCCGCACGACGAGCGGGGUGACAUGGAGGAUGGCGCCUUGCUGGACCGGGUGUGGACCGGCGUGGUGCCGGUGUAUAGUGUCAUGGGCGAGCCCGUUGCCGGCGAGUAUAAUAGGGUUGGGCAGGUGCCCGCGUAUUUGGAGGGUUGGAGGCGGGAGGCGAAUAAGGACGCCGAGGAGCAUGCGAGGGAGGCGGCUGGCGGGGGAUCUGCUGCGAAGAGUUGA